Molecule: messenger RNA, 1870 nt
Organism: Gasterosteus aculeatus aculeatus (three-spined stickleback)
Lineage: Eukaryota; Metazoa; Chordata; Actinopteri; Perciformes; Gasterosteidae
Gene: sgce
Product: sarcoglycan, epsilon
Cellular component (GO): sarcoglycan complex; membrane
Source: RefSeq, a predicted model, not a curated record
UCAGCCAAUGAGAAGUGGUGCGUGUUUCCAGCGGAGGGAGGAGGCGGAGGAAGGAAUGCUGCAGGAUGCUUAUUAUUAUGGCAGUCAAUCCCAGUGGCGAUUAGAUAAAAAGCCCUUUUUAAUGCGAGAUUUACGCGGAUGAUGUUCACCAUGUCCGCUGCCGCCGUCGCGGUGUGGCUCGGCACGGCUCACAUUGUGCAUGCCUACCACGUGGAACACGUGGAGAGAAAUGCCCCCAUGGAGCGAUCCACGGGGGGCUCGAAGUGGAGAACGUCCCCGUACAGAGACGUGGUCACCAUCUUGUCGAGAUCACACGCCGAUCGGAACGUCUACCCGUCCGCGGGAGUGCUGUUUGUCCACGUUCUGGAGCGAGAGCACUUCAAAGGAGAGUUUCCUCCCUACCCCAAAUCAGGUGACGCCAGCAGUGACCCGAUCACUUUCAACACCAACCUAAUGGGCUACCCCGACAGGCCGGGCUGGCUGCGCUACAUCCAGAGGACCCAGCGAAGCGACGGAGUGCUGUACGGCUCGCCCACCGCCGAGCACGUGGGCAAGCCCUCCGUCAUAGAGAUUACCGCCUACAACAGACGCACUUUCGAGACGGCACGGCACAACUUGGUCGUCAACAUCAUGGCCACGGAAGAGUUCCCUCUGCCCUACCAGGCGGAGUUUUACAUCCGCAACAUGAACGUGGAGGAGAUGCUGGCCAGCGAGGUGCUGGGCGACUUCCUGGGGGCGGUGAAGAACGUGUGGCAGCCCGAGCGCCUCAACGCCAUAAACAUCACCUCGGCGCUGGACCGCGGCGGCCGUGUGCCCCUGCCCAUCAACGACCUCAAAGAGGGAGUGUACGUGAUGGUUGGCGCUGAUGUUCCCUUCUCCUCGUGCUUGCGGGAGGUGGAAAGCCCGCACAACCAGCUUCGCUGCAGCCAGGAGAUGGAGCCCGCCAUCAGCUGCGACAAGAAGUUCAGGGCUCAUUUUCACAUCGACUGGUGCAAGAUCUCUCUGGUCGACAUCAACAAAGUGGUCCCGGUGUACAUUACCCGUUCCGAGCCGGGAACCGGGGUGCUGCCUGAAUUCGGGGAGUACAACCCGCCCUCUGAGUCCCUGAUGGGCCGGAACUACUUCUCAGACUUCCUCAUCACACUGGCGGUUCCCUCCGCUGUGGCUCUGGUGCUGUUCUUCAUCCUCGGCUACACUAUGUGCUGCCGACGGGAAGGGGUGGAAAAAAGAAACAUGCAAACACCAGACAUCCAGCUGGUUCACCACGGCUCCAUCCAGAAGUCCACCAAGGAGCUGCGCAGCAUGUCUAAGAACCGGGAGAUCUCCUGGCCCCUCUCCACCCUGCCCGUCUUCAACCCGGUCAGCGGCGAGGUGGUGCCGCCCAUCCACCCGGACAACUACGAGACCACCAGCAUGCCCCUCAUGCAGACACAGACGAAUCUGCAAAACCAGAUUACGAUACCACAGCAACGGCCAUCAGGAGAUAGUUAUGUCAUGUCGACAUUUCGAAGGCUGGAGGUAAAUGGUAUUCCUGAGGAGAGAAAGGUGGCUGAAGCGCUGGAUUUGUGACCAGAGACGACCGGUGUUGGAGCUUUUCAUAUCUAUAUUUUUGUUUUUUCUAACACUUGUGCCAAUCUGCAUGCCUCAGAUGUGUCUUCACAGCGAUUUAUACUUCAUGUUCAAGAGAUUAAAAACACAGUAGAAUAUUUUGAAAUAUUUAUAAAUGUUUGGAUUUGGAUUUGUACUUGCUUUGCACAAUGAAACGAUCAGGAGGAAAAGGGAGUUUUACAUUGAAGCGCUUCAGUUGUUAAGUGUUAUUAAUUAUAUGUAAUGUGUCACAUGGUAACAAUAAAUUCUUUUGAGAAAAGUA